Molecule: messenger RNA, 1593 nt
Organism: Iphiclides podalirius (scarce swallowtail)
Lineage: Eukaryota; Metazoa; Arthropoda; Insecta; Lepidoptera; Papilionidae
Source: the annotation of a GenBank genome assembly
AUGAAUAUUUAUAUACUACUUGUUGUUCUAGCAGCUGUAAUUUUAAAAGGAAAUACUGAGAUUAUAAAUUUAGCAGGUGGACUGAAAUCGAAUUAUACAUUUCCCAAAAACUUUAUUUUCGGCGUAUCCACUGCCGCUGCGCAAAUAGAAGGCGCUUGGAACGAAGAUGGAAAGUCUGAAAGUAUAUGGGAUCACUUAAUACACACAAAUCCAAGUUUCGUUAAGGAUGGAUCUAACGCAGACGUGGCCGCUGACUCGUAUCAUCUUUACAAGAGAGAUGCUGAAAUGGUGCGCGAGUUGGGUGUCGACGUGUACAGAUUUUCAAUAUCAUGGCCUAGAGUGUUGCCUAUGGGGCUGGCCAAUUACGUAAACCCUUUGGGCAUUCAGUAUUAUAAAAAUCUAAUUGACGAGCUUCUAAAGUACAACAUUACGCCCAUGGUUACGAUAUACCACUGGGACUUGCCCCAGAAACUGCAAGAUAUCGGAGGUUGGACGAACGCACACAUAGUGGAUUAUUAUACAGAUUAUGCUAAAGUGUUGUUCGACAAUUUCGCUGAUAAAGUGAAGUAUUGGGUGACCUUCAACGAACCGAUGCAGACUUGUUUAGAAGGUUAUGGUGGCACUUACAGAGCGCCCGCAAUCAAUCGUCACGGAGUCGCUGAGUACCUUUGCACCCAUAAUCUUCUAAAGGCACACGCUAACGUCUAUCACCUAUUCGACGCGAACUACAGAUCAAUUUCUGGUGGUAAAAUUGGAAUGUCAUUAGAUUCUAAUUGGGCUGAACCUAAAACCGAAACAGCGAGGGACCGUGAAGCGGCCGAAUUAUAUUUGAGGACGCAUGUGGGUUGGUAUGCGCAUCCGGUUUAUUCAACGGAGGGCAAUUAUCCCCCUGAACUAAUCAAACUCGUAGACGAAAAGAGUCGAUUACAAAAUUACACCCGUUCCCGUCUACCGAAGUUCACGCCUGAGGAGGUGGCGUUUAUCCGGGGCACUGCCGACUUCUUCGGCUUGAACCACUACACGACGUACCUCUUAAGCAUGGCUGAUGGAGAAGUUGGGGCCAUACCAUCGCACGAAAACGACGUCGGCAUCGUCCGCGUUCAAGAUCCAAAGUGGCCUUCGAAGUCUGCAUCGUCGUGGCUGAAGGUGGUACCGUUUGGCUUCCGUCGCUUGCUCCAGUGGAUAACAAGGACUUACAACAACGUACCGAUCAUAGUGACGGAAAAUGGCUACGCGGACUUCAGCGGCGUUGACGACAUAGCCCGCGUAUCAUACUACAGUCACUAUCUGAACGCGCUGCUGCAUGCUAUUCACGAGGACCACAGCAACGUCCACGGUUACUUCGCGUGGAGUCUGAUGGAUAACUUCGAGUGGGACGACGGUUUUGCGUCCCGUUUCGGUCUUUACCUGGUCGACUUUAAGAGCGCGAACAAGACGAGGACGGCGAAGCGCUCGGCGGGGCUGUACGCCGGCGUGGUGACGUCACGCGGCCUGCCGGCAGACUACGACCCCGAAGACUUCACCGCCUUCUCGGGCACCGGCCUCCUAAUGCCGACCGUCCUGCCGCUGAUACCGCUCUACAGGCUAAUGGUC